AUGACGGUCAACCGCAAUGCCGCCGUCCGCGCCGUCCCUGCAGUAUUUUUGGCUGUGACUUCCAUCACGGUCCUGCUCCGUUGCUAUGUCCGGUUAAGGCUGGUAAAAGCCUUUGGAUGGGAUGAUGGCCUCAUGGUCCUAGCCAUGGCCGUCUAUGCCAUGUUCUGUGGCGUCAUGAUCGGAGGCAGUCUAUACGGCACGGGAAAACAUUUCGCUGACUUAACGACAAGCCACCGAGUUACGGCAAUGAAGUACUGGUGGCUUUGCGAGAUUGGAUACUGCUUCUCUUCCAUUUUUUGCAAAUGUUCAAUAUGCAUCUUUCUCACUCGUAUCACCAUCAAGCGACCGCACCUGGCAUUUCUAUACAUCAUCAUGACUUGCACCGUCCUAAUGGGGCUUGUGCUCAUGUUUUCGCUUUUGCUGCAGUGUCGUCCUGUAUCUUAUUUCUGGACCAGGGUCGCCUUUGAUCCCACUGUGGAGGGAACGUGUGUGAAGACCGAAUUAGUUAUUGCCCUGACCUGGGCAUACAGCGCAGUUGCUGCCUGCUGUGAUCUAGCGGUUGGGAUUGUUCCAUACUUUAUCAUUCGAAAGUUGAAUAUGCCGUGGCGGAGAAAAGUGGCUGCGAUCGGUAUCAGCAGCAUCGGUUGCAUCGCCUGCUGUGCCGUCAUUGUUCGCAUCCCUUAUGUGCCCACAUUUGCCGAUCCGGACUUCCUUUACGCGACUUAUGAGGUGGCCGUUUGGUCUAAUGUCGAGGUUGGCCUGGGAAUCUUUGCGGGUAGUAUGGCCACUCUACAUCCGUUACUCAAGCAUCUUCGGACAUUCUUCACCAAACCUGGAAUGACGCGGUUGAGCUCACGCAGCUCGUCCGGGCCGGGGCCCACAGCUCCCAAGGCCGACUUUGUUUCUGUCUCUUCCUACCCAUCAGCGCCCGUAACCUUAUUUCGCCCGGGGAAUGUCGUGAACAUGACCACCACUAUCCAAGGGGACGGAGCAGGCGUGGCCCACCCUGAUUCCUGUUCACCCAGAGCCAGCCGUGACACUGGGAGGCGUACGAAUGACAUUCUCAUCCAACAGACUUUUAACCUGGAUACCGGGUGGGACUCUAGGAAUAGCAGUGUGGUGUGA
Aspergillus piperis CBS 112811 is the source of this 1125-nucleotide messenger RNA. RefSeq lists its product as uncharacterized. The record is from RefSeq and is a predicted model, not a curated record. NCBI's taxonomy places the organism in Eukaryota, Fungi, Ascomycota, Eurotiomycetes, Eurotiales, Aspergillaceae. The transcript is spliced from 5 exons. Bases 1 to 1125 code for a protein of 374 amino acids.